AGUGAAGGGGGCCGCACUCUCCUCCCACGCCUGGGGGACCCGCCGCCUCCAGCCUCUCUGCCCAGUCCUGGUCAGGAUCUGACUUUGACGCCGAAUUUUGAAGAUGCUGGAGUCGUACGUAACUCCAAUUUUAAUGAGUUAUGUGAAUCGCUAUAUCAAGAACUUAAAGCCUUCGGAUCUCCAGCUUUCACUAUGGGGUGGGGACGUGGUUCUCAGCAAACUCGAGUUAAAGUUAGAUGUUCUGGAACAGGAACUGAAAUUACCCUUCACUUUUUUAAGUGGCCAUAUCCAUGAACUGAGAAUUCAUGUACCAUGGACAAAAUUGGGCUCCGAACCUGUGGUAAUUACCAUCAAUACAAUGGAAUGCAUCUUGAAACUUAAAGAUGGGAUACAGGAUGACCAUGAAAGCUGUGGUUCUAAUUCUACCAACCGGAGCACUGCUGAGAACACAAAGUCAUCCAUAAAACCUCGAAGAAUUCAGCAGGCUGCUCCUACAGACCCUGAUUUACCACCAGGAUAUGUGCAGAGUCUGAUUAGACGAGUUGUAAAUAAUGUAAACAUUGUUAUAAAUAAUCUCAUACUAAAAUAUGUUGAAGAUGACAUUGUUCUUUCUGUCAACAUCACUUCUGCUGAAUGCUAUACUGUGGGUGAAUUAUGGGAUCGUGCAUUCAUGGAUAUUUCUGCAACUGAUCUGGUACUGAGGAAGGUUAUCAAUUUUUCUGACUGUACAGUUUGUCUUGAUAAACGAAAUGCUAGUGGUAAAAUUGAAUUUUACCAGGAUCCUUUAUUGUACAAAUGUUCUUUCAGAACUCGCCUGCAUUUUACAUAUGAUAACCUAAAUUCCAAGAUGCCAUCUGUUAUUAAAAUUCAUACCUUGGUUGAGAGUCUGAAGCUUUCUAUCACAGAUCAGCAGCUACCUAUGUUUAUCCGUAUAAUGCAGCUCGGGAUUGCUCUCUAUUAUGGAGAAAUAGGCAACUUUAAAGAUAAUGAAACAGAAGAGCCUCCCUGUCUCAGUAAAGAUACAUUAGGAAACCUUACAGGUACUGAGGAUGAAACUAGAAUAGACAUGCAGUAUCCUGCUCCGUACAAAGGCCAAGAGUUAUAUUCACAGGACUAUGAGGAGCCUCAGGGAUGGGUGUCCUGGGCCUGGUCAUUUGUUCCUGCAAUUGUGAGUUACGAUGAUGGUGAGGAAGACUACCUUGGGAGUGACCUUGCAUCAACCCUGCAUCAACAGAAAGCUCAGACACUGAGGGAUCCCAUUGUUUCUGUAGGAUUUUACUGCACAAAGGCGACUGUGACUUUUAAACUCACUGAAAUGCAAGCUGAAAAUAGCUAUUAUAGCCCACAGAAAGUAAAAUCUAAGGAAGUUUUGUGUUGGGAACAAGAAGGAACUACAAUUGAGGCUCUUAUGAUGGGAGAACCUUUCUUUGAUUGUCAAAUUGGAUUUGUAGGUUGCAGAGCCAUGUGUCUUAAAGGAAUUAUGGGUGUUAAAGAUUUUGAGGAACAUAUGAAUAGAAGUGAAACUGAAGCCUGCUUCUUCAUUUGUGGUGAAAAUUUGAGUACAAAAGGUUUGACAUACCUUACAAAUUCAUUGUUUGAUUACCGGAGUCCAGAGAACAAUGGCACCCGUGCAGAGUUUAUCUUGGAUGCAGCUCACCAUAAGGAGACACACACUGAAAUAGCUGGCAUGCAAAGGUUUGGUGCUUUUUACAUGGAUUACCUGUAUACAGUGGAGCACAGCAGCAGCAAAGGUCCAGCAAAUCAACAAGACUUUCCUUCAGGGAAAAAUGAGGAUUUGGGAAUAGUCCAAGAAAAGUCUACCAAGAGCCUGGUUAUAGGGCCUCUAGAUUGCCGCCUGGACAGCAGCGCGGUGCAUCGGAUUUUGAAGAUGAUUGUUUGUGCUCUGGAACAUGAAUAUGAACCAUAUAGCAGGCUAAAACCAGAAACUAAGGAUGAAAAGGAAACAAUACUGAAUCCCGAGGAAGUGGCAUCUUUGGAGGAGUAUAUUCCUACUCGGCAUACAAGUGUUACUCUGCUUAAAUGUACUUGCACAAUUUUUAUGGCAGAAUUCAAUUUACUUGACCGUUUGCUUCCUGUCAUCAUGGGAGGAAAGAACUCAAGUAACUUCACAAGUGCCACAAACUUCCAGUCACUUCGGCCUUUGCCAUCCAUUCAGAUAUUGGUGGAUAAAGUUAACUUGGAGCAUUCUGUGCCAAUGUAUGCUGAACAGCUGGUGCAUGUCGUCAGCGGCCUGUCUCACCCUUCUGAUAAUCUUCUUCACUAUUGCUACGUCCACUGCUACCUUAAGGUGUUUGGUUUUCAGGCAGGCCUGACAUGCUUGGAUCAUAGUGGAUCUUACUGCUUACCUGCACCAGUUAUUCCCUCUUUCAGCACCGCUCUUUAUGGGAAGCUUCUCAAACUCCCUGCUCUCUGGGCCAAAAGAUCUCAGACUGUUGUAACUGAGGGUAUUUUUGAGCUCCCAAAUCUCACAAUUCAAGCUACAAGAGCACAGACACUUUUGUUGCAAGCAAUAUAUCAGAGUUGGUCUCAUAUUGGAAAUAUCAGCUCUUCAACAGUAAAUGAAGCUUUGAUGACUGAAGUCUUCCAAACGACAGGUGUGAAAUCUAAGAAUCCCCUGCCAACUCUUGAGGGCUCAGUCCAGAAUGUUGAACUGAAGUACUGCAGCACAUCGUUGGUCAGAUGUGCCUCUGGGACCUUGGGAUCAAUAAAGAUUUGUGCCAAAGCCCCAGGUGACAGUGGAAAAGAAAAAUUGAUUCCUUUGCUUCAGGGUCCUUCUGACACUAGAGACCUUCACAGCACCAAGUGGCUUAAUGAAAGUAGAAAGCCUGAAUCUCUCCUAGCUCCAGAUUUGAUAGCCUUUACCAUCCAAGUUCCUCAGUACAUGGGCGACUGCCACCACUCUGGUGCUGUAUUUCUUUGCAGUGUACAAGGACUAGCUGUUAACAUUGACCCAAUAUUAUAUACUUGGGUCAUCUAUCAGCCACAGAAACGAACAAGUAGACAUACACAACAGCAGCCUGUGGUAGCUGUACCGCUUGUCACUUCAGCUAACAGAAAGAAAGACGAUGAGCUGUCCAUUGGAAGUGCCCCAUUGGGAAAGCAGCAGUCAUAUCAGGCCUCAGAAUAUGCCAGCAGCCCAGUCAAAACAAAAACAGUGACAGAGUCCAGACCACUGUCAGUUCCUGUGAAGGCCAUGCUGCACAUUCAUGAAGAAUGUAGAAGUCCUGAAGAUAAAAUGAAGGAAUUUAUUGCGAUAUUAUGGAAUGCAGUGAAGAGUCUCACGCUACAGCUUGAUGUACAGUCUUGCUGUGUAUUCAUUCCAAAUGACAGCCUGCCUUCCCCAAGUACAAUUGUGUCUGGUGACAUCCCUGGAACAGUAAGAAGUUGGUACCAUGGACAAACCAGCAUACCAGGAACACUUGUCCUGUGUUUGCCACAAAUAAAGAUUAUUAGUGCUGGUCACAAGUACAUGGAACCUCUGCAAGAGAUUCCUUUUGUGAUCCCAAGGCCUAUCCUUGAAGAGGGUGAUGCAUUUCCGUGGACCAUAAGCUUGCAUCAUUUCAGCAUAUAUACCCUUCUGGGAAAACAAGUGACACUUUCCCUCGUGGAGCCUAUGGGCUGUACCUCUACUCUAGCAGUCACCUCUCAAAAGCUACUUCCUGUGGGACCUGAUGAAAGGCAUUCAUUUGUUGUCUGUCUACAUGUUGACUUAGAGUCAUUAGAGAUAAAAUGCUCUAAUCCCCAGGUCCAGCUCAUUUAUGAAUUGUCCGAUACCAUGAGUAAAGUCUGGAGUAAAAUUCAGAAGAGAGGCAGUCUUAGUCCAUCUUCAGUCUACCAAGAGACAAUGGCAGGGCCUGUCCCUGGUUCUCCAGUUCGGAGCAGCGUAGGCACAGCUCCACCAGACACCAGCACAUGCAGCCCAUCUGCUGACAUAGGAACUACCACUGAGGGAGAUUCAAUUCAAGCUGGUGAUGAUUCGCCAUUCUCAGACUCUGUUACCUUGGAACAGACUACCAGUAACAUUGGUGGGUCCAGCGGCCGUGUUAGUCUGUGGAUGCAGUGGGUGCUCCCCAAAGCUACUAUAAAGCUCUUUGCUCCAGACCUUGAAAAGAAAGGCACAGAAGUUUGCAUGGUCAGUGAAGUAGAAGAUCUCAGUGCAUCCAUCGAUGUGCAGGAUGUGUACACCAAAGUGAAGUGUAAGAUAGAGAGUUUUAGUAUCGACCACUAUCAAAGCAGGCCUGGGGAAGGUUGGCAGUCAGGACAUUUUGAAGGAGUGUUUCUGCAGUGCAAAGAAAAACCUGUGACAACUACAAAACUUGUAGACGGUGCUCACCAGCAGCAUGGAUUCCUUUCUCUGACAUACACAAAAGCUGUAACAAAAAAUGUCCGCCACAAGUUAACCUCAAGAAAUGAGCGAAGAAGUUUUCAUAAGUUAUCUGAAGGUUUAAUGGAUGGCUCACCUCAUUUUCUUCAUGAAAUUCUUCUUUCUGCACAAGCAUUUGAUAUUGUUCUAUGCUUUCCUUUACUUAAUGCAAUUGCAAGCAUAUUUCACACUAAACUUCCCAAGACCCAAAGAGAGAAAAGAAAAUCUUCUGGUCAGCCCAUGAGGACCCAUACACUGACUUCACGCAACUUGCCUUUGAUUUAUAUCAAUACAAGUGUGAUCAGAAUUUUUGUUCCCCAAACAGAAGAAACACAGUCAACUGUUGCAGUGAGUCAGGCAACAAAGGAAGACACGAUGGUUUUGAAGGUUGGCUCUGUUGCAAUGGCUCCCCAGGCUGAUAAUCCACUUGGCAGAUCUGUCCUCAGGAAAGAUAUUUACCAGAAAGCCUUAAACUUAGGAAUUCUUCGAGAUCCUGGAUCAGAAAUUGAAGACAGACAGUACCAAAUAGACCUGCAGUCCAUCAAUAUCGGUACUGCCCAGUGGGACCAACUCAAACCAGAGAAAGGCAGUGUGUCAGGAGGAGUGCCAACAGAGAGUGAAAGGAACUCUCAAAACCCAGCCCUGGAGUGGAACACAGCCAGCAGCAUACAACGUCAUCAAGAAAGGAGAGCAAUUUUGACACCCAUCUUGACAGAUUUUUCUGUACGAAUAACUGGAGCACCUGCCAUCAUUUUCACCAAAAUAAUCUCGCCAGAAAAUCUGCAUAUGGAGGAGAUUUUAGUGUGUGGCCAUUCCUUGGAAGUGAACAUAACCACAAAUCUGGACUUCUUCCUAAGUGUGGCUCAGGUUCAACUCUUACAUCAGUUAAUAGUAGCAAAUAUGACCGGAUUGGAGCCCUCAGCCAAGGCCACAGAGAUCUCUAAACAAGAACAGAAGACAGUAGAUACAUUUGAUGGAGGCAUAGCCGAAACCUCUUCCCGAUACAGUGGUGCUCAGGACAGUGGCAUUGGCAGUGACAGCGUUAAAAUCCGCAUUGUUCAAAUAGAGCAGUACAGUGGUGCCAGUCAGCACCGCAUUGCCCGUCCCUCUCACCAGUCAUCAAUUGUGAAAAAUCUUAAUUUCAUUCCCUUCGACAUAUUUAUUACUGCAAGUAGGAUCUCCCUAAUGACCUAUUCCUCAGUGGCCUCACCCAAAAUCAAAUUACCAGAACAGAAGGAAGAUGGGAAAACAGACAAGAGUUCUUUAAAUCUCACAGAAGUUGAUUCUGAUAUAGCUAAGCCUAACCAUGCAUGCAUUUCCAUGGUGACUGCUGAAGAGCCCUUAAGCGGUAGCACUUCUUUUUCUUCAGAGAAGAAAGUAAGGGUUCUCUCCCUUGAAAGCCUCCAUGCAUCCACACGGUCAUCUGCCAGACAAGCCCUCGGAGUCACUGUUGUUCGGCAGCCUGGUCGAAGAGGAACCAGUGACUUAGAGCUAGACCUUUUUCUCCAUUUAAUUGUAUCCCAACCUUCCUUGCUUCUGAGUUGUCACCACAGGAAACAGAGAAUGGAAAUAUCCAUCUUUGAUGCUAUGCUUAAAGGUGUAGCCUCUGACUACAAAUGUACAGAUCCUGGGAAGACUCUGCCUGAAGCCUCUGACUAUAACAUCGUGUGGCUGCAGACAGUGCCUGGAGAGACAGACAGCAAAAGUGGGAUCCCACCUUCUCUCGUCACACUGCACAUUAAAGACUUUCUUAAUGGACCAGCUGACAUCAACUUGGAUGUAUCAAAGCCUUUGAAAGCAAACUUAAGUUUUACCAAACUAGAUCAGAUAAAUCAUUUUUUAAAGAAGAUAAAAAAGGCACACAGCUCUGCACAUAGCAAAGAGACCUCCACCCCAUCAGACGCUAUACUAAUUAAGGAUGAGCCUUCUGUCUCCAGAUGUUACCGUGGAAAGUUGUUGAAGCCCAAAGUUCACUGUGAUGAAGCACAGAAGACAUCAUUUCAAGAAAACAUGUGGAGAGCCAUCUCCUGCUUUCAAAAAGUUUCUGUCCAUACUACCCAAAUUGUGGUCUCCAUGGAAACACUCCCGCAUCCUCAUAGACCAUGUGUGUUAGCAUCACUGUCAAACCUCAAUGGAAGCCUUAGUGUCAAAGCAGCACAAAAAGUACCUGGCGCAAGCCUUGGAUCAUCAUUCCGCCUCAGCAUAAGUGAUGUUCUCCUUAAAACAAGCCUCAAAGAAAGAAGUCGGAUUCUUAUAGGACCAUUUUCUGCUGCUGUCAGCCUGGAAGCUAAAUGGUGUAAACACAGUGGCAAUCCAGGGCUGCAACAAUCUAUACCCAAAAUAUCCAUGGAUUUAAGAGGUGGUCUGCUACAGGUUUUCUGGGGUCAAGAACAUUUGAAUUGUUUGGCUCUUCUGCAUGAAUUAUUCAGUGGGUAUCUUAAGGAGGAAGGGAAGUCUGACAUGCCGGUUCCCGAAUCAGCACCCCAUACACCAUCUCCUGUGGAAAAGACUCAAGUUUUUAAGACUGAACAAAGUUCAGAUGACCUGCGGACAGGCAUCUUUCAGUACAUACAGGAUGCUGAACCUUUGAAACUCCCUGGUAUGUAUGAAGUCUUGUUUUAUAAUGAAACAGAAGAGAGCCCAGGGAUGAUGCUAUGGAGAUAUCCAGAACCUCGAGUGCUCACCCUUGUACGAAUAACCCCUGUGCCUUUCAACACUACAGAGGAUCCAGAUAUUAGCACAGCAGACCUGGGUGAUGUGCUGCAGGUCCCUUGUAGUUUGGAAUAUUGGGAUGAACUCCAGAAGGUUUUUGUUGCAUUUCAAGAAUUCAGUCUGUCUGAAAGCAAAGUUUGUGAAUUGCAGUUGCCAGAUAUCAAUUUUGUACAAGACCAGAAGAAACUGGUGUCCUCAGAUCUGUGGAGAAUCAUCCUAAACAACAAUCAAAAUACAACAGAAGACCAAAGCUCUGCAAGUGAAUCUGGUUCUCAAAGUACUUGCGAGCCACUUGUAACUCCAACAGCCCUGGCUGCUUGCACCAGAGUCGACUCGUGUUUUACCCCAUGGUUUGUCCCAUCCCUGUGCAUAUCCUUCCAGUUCGCUCACCUGGAAUUCCGUCUUUGCCAUCACCUGGACCAGCUAGGCACAGCUUCACCACAGCACCUACAGCCAUUCAUUUCUGAUAAAAAUGUACCAUCUGAACUGGAAUACAUGAUCAUUUCCUUCAGAGAACCAAACCUGUAUCUUCGGCAGUGGAACAGUGGUCCUGUCUGCCAGGAGAUCCAGUUCUCAUCUCAGGUGGAUUGUAAACUUCUGGAAUGCAGAAACGUCACGAUGCAAAGUGUGGUGAAGCCCUUUGGCAUUUGUGGACAGAUGGCACUUUCCAGUGAUGGGGUGCAGAAGCUGCUGGACUGCUCUGUGAUCAUGGACUCUGUGCUUGUCAACGUUGGGCAGCAUGUAGUUCAUUCCCUAAACACUGCGAUACAAGCAUGGCAACAGAAUAAAUGCCCUGAGGUAGAAGAGUUGGUCUUCAGCCACUUUGUGAUCUGUAAUGACACACAGGAGACACUGCGGUUUGGCCAGGUGGAUACUGAUGAAAAUAUUCUUUUGGCGACUCUCCAUAGUCACCAGUACAGCUGGCGCUCUCACAGAUCCCCACAGCUGUUACACAUCUGUAUUGAAGGCUGGGGCAACUGGCGUUGGUCAGAACCCUUCAGUGUGGAUCAUGCCGGUACAUUUAUUAGAACAAUUCAGUACAAGGGUCGAAUUGCUUCACUCAUCAUCAAAGUUCGGUCACUCAGCGGAGUGCAAAAACAGAUUAUUAUCUGUGGAAGACAGAUCAUCUGCAGUUAUUUGUCUCAGAGCAUAGAACUGAAAGUUGUUCAGCAUUACAUUGGUCAAGACGGACAAGCUGUAGUUCGAGAACACUUUGAUUGCCUCACAGCCAAACAGAAGUUGCCUUCAUACAUAUUAGAAAACAGCGAACUGACAGAGCUGUGUGUGAAGGCUAAAGGAGACGAGGACUGGUCAAGAGAUGUGUGCCUGGAACCCAAAGCCUCUGAGUACAGCACUGUCAUCCAGGUGCCUACUUCAAACAGUUCCAUUAUUUAUGUUUGGUGCACAGUUUUGACUUUGGAACCUAACUCUCAAGUCCAGCAGCGAAUGAUUGUGUUCAGCCCUCUUUUUAUCAUGAGAAGUCAUCUUCCAGACCCCAUUAUUAUACAUUUGGAAAAAAGAAGUCUGGGUUUAAGUGAAACACAGAUUAUUCCAGGAAGAGGGCAGGAAAAUCCACUGCAGAAUGUCGAACCUGACCUUGCACAUCACCUGACAUUUCAAGCACGAGAAGAAUAUGAUCCUUCAGAUUGUGCUGUUCCCAUAUCAACAGCCCUCAUUAAGCAAAUAACCACUAGGAUCCAACCUGGAGGCACCGUGAAUGAGAUGUUGGAGGAGUUCUAUGGGUCAGAAAAGCCCCAUGAGCCCACUUGGCCUUACAGUCAGAAGGAUUCCGACAGGAGUGAGCAGCUGAGUCAGUGGGAUAGCCCAAUGCGAGUCAAACUGUCAAUCUGGAAACCAUAUGUCAGAACCCUGUUGAUAGAACUGCUACCCUGGGCCCUGCUUAUCAAUCAAUCCAAGUGGGACCUCUGGCUGUUUGAAGGAGAGAAGAUUGUUCUACAGGUUCCUGCUGGCAAAAUUAUUAUUCCUCCUAAUUUUCAGGAAGCUUUUCAAAUUGGAAUUUACUGGGCAAAUACAAACACUGUGCACAAGUCAUUAGCAAUUAAACUGGUCCAUAAUCUAACAUCUCCAAAGUGGAAAGAUGGCGGUAAUGGGGAGGUAGUGACACUGGAUGAAGAAGCAUUUGUUGAUGCUGAAAUCAGACUCGGUGCUUUCCCAGGACAUCAGAAGCUAUGUCAGUUCUGCAUCUCCUCCAUGGUGCAGCAUGGUAUACAAGUUAUUCAGAUUGAAGAUAAGACUACAGUAAUCAAUAACACUCCAUAUCAGAUAUUUUAUAAGCCACACUUGUCUGUCUCCAGCCCCUGUUCAGGAAAGGAGCAUUUUCCUGUUCCAGACAGUGCUACUUUUAGCAUUUGCCCAGGGGGAGAGCAUCCUGCUGUGAAAUCCAGCUCCCUGCCUUGCUGGGACAUCAUGCCUGAUGUGGGGCCAUCAGUGCUAGACACAGCCAUGCUUCAGAAACAGAUAUUGCUGGGCUUUUCUCCAGUCCCAGGUGCCGAGUGCUCUCAGUGCUGGAGCCUGCCUGCCAUCAUUAGACGAGAGUUUCCCAGACAGAGUGUAGCAGUGCCCUGUGGAACCUUGAAGGAAAAUGGAUUCAGCACCAGGGCAAUAGCACUGACGUAUCAAGAGCACUUUGGAGUCACUUACUUAACCCUCUCCGAAGACCCAAGUCCUCGAGUAGUUUUCCACAACAGGUGCCCAGUAACGAUGCUCACCAAGGAGAACAUCAGAGAUAUUCCAAAGUUUGAGGUUUACUGCAAAAGAAUUCCUCCAGAGAGUUCAGUGCAUCAUGAGCUGUAUCACCAGAUUAUCAGUUACCCAGACUGCAAGAGCAAGGACUUACUUCCCAGCCUCUCUCUGAGAGUAGACUCCACGGAAGAAAUGGCAGCCGAGUGGAGUGACCCUGUGGACAUCAACAGUCAGGGGACACAGGUUGUAUUCCUCACUGGCUUUGGCUAUGUGUACGUGGAUAUCGUCCAACAGUGUGGCACAGUCUUUAUCAUCCUAGCCCCAGAAGGAAAAGCAGGACCCAUCUUUACCAGCGCCAGCAGAGCUCUGGAGAGGAUGGUCACUUUCAGGAUGUUCAUCACCCAGUUGAGCCUGGCAGUGUCUGACGACCUUACACACCAGGCACCAUCUGAACUGCUGAGGCUCACCCUGGACAACAUUUUACUCCAUGUGUCUCCUGUGCCUGGUGGCCUCCCAGGGGAAGAGCCUCCCUCCAACUUCUUCCAGCUUUACAGAGUGGAAGUCUACUGCGGAGACCUGCAGCUGGACAACCAGCUCUAUAACAAGUCCAAUUUUCAUUUCGCUGUCUUGGUCUGCCAAGGAGAGAAAACAGAGCCUGCUCAGUAUUCCAGAGUGCAGAGUCUCCUGGUCUCCAGCAAAGACUUGGAAGAAUACAAGGAGAAUUGCUUCAUCAAACUUUGCCUCACUGUAUCUGAGGGGAAGGACUUCCUCGAUGUCAGCGAGGUCACUUUUGAACUGAAACCAGCACGGCUGUAUGUGGAGGACACCUUUGUAUACUACAUCAAAACUUUGUUUGACACCUACCUUCCUCACAGCAGGCUGGCUGGUCACCAUGCACAGCUCCUUACAGGGAGGCAGGUGCUGCCCGUGCAGGUGACACAGCACGCCAAGGCCUUGGUGAACCCAGUGAAGUUACGGAAGCUGGUCAUCCAGCCAGUGAGUCUGCUGGUCAGCAUCCAUGCUUCCCUGAAGCUGUACAUAGCCUCCGACCACACUCCUCUCUCCUUCUCUGUGUUUGAAAGAGGACCGGUGUUCACUACAGCGAGGCAGCUGGUGCACGCACUGGCCAUGCACUAUGCUGCUGGGGCUCUUUUCAGAGCAGGCUGGGUGGUGGGGUCUCUGGAAAUCCUCGGCAGCCCCGCCAGCCUGGUGAGAAGCAUUGGAAACGGGAUCUCAGACUUCUUCAGGCUUCCGUAUGAGGGCUUGACCCGAGGCCCAGGAGCCUUUGUGAGCGGAGUCUCCAGGGGGACCACAUCGUUCGUCAAGCACAUUUCCAAAGGUACUCUGACAUCCAUCACCAACUUGGCCACCAGCCUGGCCCGAAAUAUGGACCGGCUCUCACUGGAUGAGGAGCACUACAACCGGCAGGAGGAGUGGCGGCGGCAGCUCCCUGAGAGCCUAGGUGAAGGACUUCGACAGGGCCUGUCCAGGCUGGGCAUCAGCCUGCUCGGUGCAAUUGCUGGUAUAGUUGACCAGCCAAUGCAGAACUUCCAGAAAACAUCUGAGACCCAAGCUUCAGCAGGACAUAAGGCCAAAGGUGUUAUCUCAGGCGUGGGGAAAGGAAUCAUGGGGGUAUUCACCAAACCCAUUGGAGGAGCUGCAGAACUUGUGUCACAGACUGGCUACGGCAUUUUACAUGGAGCUGGACUUUCUCAGCUUCCCAGACAACGGUGCCAACCAACACAUCUAUAUGCUGACCAGGCUCCAAACAGCCACGUCAAAUAUGUCUGGAAAAUGCUUCAGUCUUUGGGUAGACCAGAAGUCCACAUGGCCUUGGAUGUAGUUCUAGUGAGGGGCUCAGGCCAGGAGCACGAAGGGUGCUUGCUGCUGACAUCAGAAGUGCUCUUUGUCGUAAGCAUCAGUGAGGACACACAGCAGCAAGCCUUCCCCAUCACAGAGAUCGACUGUGCACAGGACACCAAGCAAAACAACCUGCUCACUGUGCAGCUCAAGCAACCAAGAGUAGCCUGUGAUGUGGAGAUUGAUGGUGCCCGGGAGAGAUUGUCAGAGCAGCAGUUUAACAGGCUCGUGGACUACAUUGCAAAAACAUCGUGUCACCUGGCCCCCAGCUGCUCUUCUAUGCAAACAGCGUGUUCUGUGGUAGCUGUGGAGCCCCCUCCAGCCACUGUGAAAACAUACCAUUAUUUGGUUGACCCACAUUUUGCUCAGGUCUUCAUUAGUAAAUUUACCAUGGUAAAGAAUAAAGCCUUGAGGAAAGGCUUCCCUUGAGUCCCCUUUAAGGUAGAUAGAUGUUCAAUUUUUGCUGUGCAACACGGAGUUCUAACACUCAACAUGGACACAAGGCCAGCACGUUUUUUAGUUACAGGCAUACUAAUUUUGUAGGGAUUUACAUCUUACCUUCUCCCCAAAGAAACAAAUGAGAAUUCCAAAUGGAAGAAGAGCAAAUGAUCAGGAAACCCUAAAUGUUGUGUUCUUGCCGUACACAGAAAACCUUUUUUUUCUCUGUGCCAUAUGCAGAAGUUUUCACUGGAAUUUUAAUCUAUUAAUGAUCUGCUAUAUAGUAAAAUGUGGAUAGGCCCUAGAAAACAGACCAAGAAAUAAAACUCCACCAACCCUGUACCACUUAGAACUUGCCUGUUUCACUUGAAUUUUUCAAUUAACAAUACCAUUAUUUUAGUUUAAAAAAAAAAGUAUAUUCCCCUCAGUCUGUGUCCUACUGAUUUCUAGUAAGACGGACUUAAUUGCUCAGGUGUAUUUUGGAAAGCUGGUGUUUUACUAACCUAAAAAAUAACAUUUUGUGUCUACCAACAAGAACAAGACAUACUGUUUAUAAGUUUGUUUGGGGAUGAGUUAAAGACUGCAACCUUAAGACUGGCAGUGAUUUCAGUCCAGAUAGUUGCUCUGCUGAAAUGAUGUGAUAAAGCAUGGAGAUAUCCCUAGUGUCUGCUAAGUAUCCUUUAACAGCUAAGGAGGGCUUUGAUGCAAGACCUGGAGUCACCAGCUGUCUUCAGAUGUUAGUGAGUCUCAUGGUAUCAUUACCCACUGAUGGCAUUCAUGCACUGGCCUGUAGUUUGUCCCCUUCAACUGAAACGUAACAGUAAGACAGUGCCACUGAUGUCCAAGGCCACCAGCCUAUGGCCUCAGUCUGCUGGGCACACAUGCCUACUACAGCACCAGUCCUGGAACACAAGUUCUUAGUGGACAGUCAAACCAAACAGGAAGAUCAUCUCCGCAAUCUGUCUAUUACACGUUUAAAAACGUGUACAUUAUUUGUCAACCUUAAGAAUAAUUAUUUUUAAGAAUGUAAAUAUGUACUGAUUCUUGUAUGGCUUAUGGUAAUUUUACAUAUUGCUAGAAAAUAUUAUAUAAAUAAAGAGGUAUUCCUG
Messenger RNA from Arvicanthis niloticus (Nile rat), 13206 nucleotides. It is a transcript of the gene Vps13b, whose product is annotated as vacuolar protein sorting 13 homolog B. Lineage: Eukaryota; Metazoa; Chordata; Mammalia; Rodentia; Muridae. The record is from RefSeq and is a predicted model, not a curated record.